AUCCCGAAAACCUUUUCCUACUCCAGUGCUCCUCCCCCCGCCCUGCGGCGCAAUGGCCGCCGCGCAGGCGCCCGGCGCCGCCGCCGCCGAAUCCCUCCCCUGCCUCGCCACCCCCCUGACGUCAAUCCCGGCCUCACCACGGACCCUGAAGCCGCUUCCCCCGGCCGCGGCCCCGAUUCCGGGCAGCCGACCAUCUCGGCCGCGAUCCUCGCCAACCUCCAGCCCAGGCCGCGCGAGGUCUACAGGCACGUCUUCGCAGCCGGCAGCACGGGCAUGUCGGCGCGGGACCUCGGCGAGGCGACGGGGCUGAGCAGCGCCGCCGGCGGCGGUCAGUUGCGCGCCCUGGUGCGGCGUGGCGUCCUCAAGGAGGUCCAGGACGUGCGCAACCGCAGGAGGAAGCUCUACAUGGCCGCCGAAUUUAGCCCCUCCGAUGAGGUGUCCGGCGGGGCGUGGUACCACGAAGGGAGGGUCGACACCGCCGCCAUCGCCGCCGCGCGGCGCAGGUGCCUCGCCCAGGUGAAGCGGCUCGGCGCUGCGACCGCGGACAUGAUCCACGCGGGCAUCGCGAGGGACGAGCCCGGGGCCGGGUACGCCAUGGACAGGGUCAUGGACAUCCUCCGGACCAUGGUGCUCGGCAGGUCGCUGGAGGAGGUCAGGAGCACCGGCGAGGGGGAGUUCGCCGCCGUCAGGAGGGGCGUGAUGUGCUACCGGGGGCCUGAGAAGAAGCAGCCGGGAGGGAUGAUGGAGGAGAUCCCGUGCGGGGUUUGCCCCAUGAUCAAUGAUUGCUCGCCGGAGGGGGUGAUCUCGCCGACCACCUGCGUCUACUACCUGAAGUGGCUGCCGAUGGACUUGUAGCCUGAUUUGCUAAAAAUUCUGAAUAAGUAUGCAUGAGAAUCAGAAGUUCAGAACCCUGACCCGUUUGCCCUUUAUCAAGGAAAUUCUGCAGCAGACUUUUUUUGCCAAA
Panicum hallii is the source of this 964-nucleotide messenger RNA. RefSeq names its product DNA-directed RNA polymerase III subunit rpc6-like. Gene Ontology annotation, cellular component: RNA polymerase III complex. The record is from RefSeq and is a predicted model, not a curated record. The coding region runs from base 274 to 855 and encodes 193 amino acids. NCBI's taxonomy places the organism in Eukaryota, Viridiplantae, Streptophyta, Magnoliopsida, Poales, Poaceae. Gene Ontology annotation, biological process: transcription by RNA polymerase III. The transcript has 2 exons.